AGGCCUCCCAGCGUCUGGUCUGAGGAUGGCUGAGCAGCGGGGCCGGGAGCCGGAGGCUGAGUGUCCUGUCUGCUGGAACCCUUUCAACAACACGUUCCACACCCCCAAAGUGCUGGACUGCUGCCACUCCUUCUGUGUGGAAUGCCUGGCCCACCUCAGCCUUGUGACGCCUGUCCGGCGCCGGCUGCUCUGUCCCCUCUGUCGCCAGCCCACAGUGCUGGCCUCUGGGCAGCCCGUCACUGACUUGCCUACAGAUACGGCCAUGCUCACCCUGCUGCGCCUGGAGCCCCACCAUGUCAUCCUGGAGGGCCGUCAGCUCUGUCUCAAGGACCAGCCCAAGAACUGCUAUUUCCUGCGCCAGCCACGGGUGUACACGCUGGACCUAGGCCCUGAGCCCAGGAACCCGACGGGGUCCCCCCAGGACAUGGCCCCCACCACCAGGCCUGUGCCCAUCCCCAUCCCCAGCCACUACUCCUUGAGGGAGUGUUUCCGCAACCCUCAGUUCCGGAUCUUUGCCUACCUGAUGGCCGUCAUCCUCAGCGUCACUCUGUUGCUCAUCUUCUCCAUCUUUUGGACCAAGCAGUUCCUUUGGGGUGUGGGGUGAGCACUGCUCCGGGACAAGGAAUCAAAUCAUUCUUGGCUGCUGCUGGGUAUGGGGGCUGUGGAGCCUCACUUGGGGAUGUCUUCCAUUGUAGUAUUGUUCAUUUACAUUCCAGGGACCCAUUAGGCCAUGUGUUUGCUCCUAGGAACAGAAAACCCUACUAUAAUACCUACUCAAAGCUAAAGGGAAAAGGUGUGCAGACACCUCUGGGUAUGGACCGCGGGGUCAGGGAAGGGUAACGACAGAGCUAACUAGCAAGCUGUGCCAAAGGCUGGACAGAGGUAUCUGGGAACCUGACUGGCCCAAUGAGCAAGUUGCAUCUUACUGGAGCUGCUUCAAAUUCAGGUCAUCCCUCCCCCCGCCCAUUUAUUAUUAUGUUGCUAAAUAACUUA
Messenger RNA from Condylura cristata (star-nosed mole), 993 nucleotides. It is a transcript of the gene RNF183, whose product is annotated as ring finger protein 183. Gene Ontology annotation, molecular function: ubiquitin protein ligase activity. The transcript has a single exon. Bases 26 to 604 code for a protein of 192 amino acids. Gene Ontology annotation, biological process: protein ubiquitination. The record is from RefSeq and is a predicted model, not a curated record. Lineage: Eukaryota; Metazoa; Chordata; Mammalia; Eulipotyphla; Talpidae.